GUAUUAUUAAUCGAUAAAUAAUUUUGCUUUAUAAUCGUCAUAUAAUUGGGGAAAGCAGGGAAUGUGGAUGAUCACUAUUCACUACUCUCGAGAAGACGAAAUUCGAAACCAACAAAAGGGGCGUUGCCACUACUAUACCACUAAAGGGCUUGAGUUGAAAAUUUUCAGUUAAUAUAUAACAGAAUGAAACUGACUUGGAGCUGCCAAACAAGAACCACAUGCACUAGGGUUAAUCAAAUUCGGCAUUGCGAAAUCUUUCGUCUUCAAAUUCUGGAUCAUCUCAAGAAAUACUACGAGUGGAAUCAUGAACUGUGAAGUUUUCAAGCUGAAAGAACUUGAUGUGGAGCAAUUUGAGAUACAAGAUGUUCUCCAAUGAUACCUUGUGUAGCUUUAUCCUAAAAAAUAGAAAGGUGAAAAUGGCUGCAGGCAUUCUUCAUUCAAUCAUGUUUCACAGAGCAUUUGGUCUGAUAUAUCCAAAGAAUGUGGAUUCAGAAAUCUUUGAGAUAACAUAUAUGCAGUGUAGUGAUUUUGUAAUUGAGAGGAAAGUUGAUGAGAAGAUUACCCAAUUUAUCGAUAAGGUGAAGAAGCACCCCAACCAGAAACACCAGAUCUGUGUAUCCUUCUAUGAAUCCAAAAACAAACAGACCUCAUGGUUCACAAAGAAAGUUGAACGUUGCUACUGGGAACACUGGUACAUAAAUUUGAGUGUGGCUCAUAAUCCGAAAGCAGAUUCUGGCAAGUCUCACCACUCCAAAGUUGUUAACCUAGAAGAGGGUGCACCUAUUGAGAGGGAGGUUCGGCACUCAGGACUGGAAUCAUCUCUUCGUGAAGUUCUUCUUCAGAUAAUCAACUUUGUGAACGAGAAAAAGGACCAUAUUCCCUCGAUAGAAAAUCUUGAGGGUACCUCAUUUCCCUUUGAGAUCACCAUCUCAAGUUUAUCAGAUUCUGCUUUUGGGAUGGAACUGCUCAAGAGAAUGCUCCCGCAUGGCAAUCGACCAUGCUCGGCUGACUUUCAGUUUCUAAAGGGAUCUGAUUUUGUUUAACUUCAUGAUUGGGGUAAGGUACAAUUGUUGUCAUCUGAUGUCUGAAAAUGGUGAAUGUUAGUUGUAAAUGGGGGAGGCUUCUGGCAGAUGACUAGCUCGGCUGAACGAAAUGAAAAUCAUAUGUUCAUAUCAUACUUGUCAAAACCACAAUUGUGCUCCUUUCUCGUGUUACUUCCCAUUUCGCUAUAUGAAUGUGCUCCCUAGAUCAGCUAUGGACUAACGAAAUCAGCACAUGAUCUAACUUUAAUCACAAUGCGUUAACAUUUGUGAAAAACUCUCUUCUUCCCUUCUA
Messenger RNA from Solanum pennellii, 1335 nucleotides. RefSeq names its product autophagy-related protein 101. Gene Ontology annotation, cellular component: phagophore assembly site. The transcript has 7 exons. The coding region runs from base 339 to 1043 and encodes 234 amino acids. Gene Ontology annotation, biological process: autophagy; autophagosome assembly. The record is from RefSeq and is a predicted model, not a curated record. NCBI's taxonomy places the organism in Eukaryota, Viridiplantae, Streptophyta, Magnoliopsida, Solanales, Solanaceae.